GAGGGCCUUAAAUCAUGAACUUUCUAAACUUUUCAAUGAGAUGUGGGAGGUGGAUGUUAACCGCUUUAUGCCUGGGAAAGACUACAUGAUCGACUUGCAGGGAAAAGCAGGUGCCGCACAGCAAGGUGACAGUGCGGUCAAGGACAAUGCAGCCAGACAUCUGUUUCACUACGUAAAUGAAGAACGCCUGAAGAGCAUAAAAACUUUUGCGACUUUCAUUUCCUUAUUGGACAACUAUGAGACAUCAACUGGUGUACCAGAAGUAGUGACACCAGAAGAAAUAGCUGAAAACAACCGUUUUCUUGAUGCUAUCUUAGCAACAAAAGUCAUGAAAGUAGCUCAUGAAUUCCUGAUUAAAAAAAAACUAGCAAAGCCAAACCUUGCUGAUUUCAAACAUCAGCUCUACAUCAUCUGGUUCCAGCUCUACGCCAGGGAAGAAGGAGACAGACCUGAUUCUUGUGGGUUUGAACAUGUUUUUGUUGGAGAAACAAGGCGUGGUAAAGAGAUCCUAGGUUUGCACAACUGGGUGCAAUUUUACCUUCAGGAAAAGCACAAUCACAUUGACUACAAGGGAUACGUCACUCGGAAGAACAAAACCAGGCCUGACAAAGAUGACCAAGUUUUGAGCAUCCAGUUCAGCUGGAAGGGCCCAGUCAAGCCGAUUGGAAGCACCUUUAUUGGGGUCAGCCCAGAGUUCGAAUUUGCCCUUUACACCAUCAUUUUCCUGCUGGCCGAAGAAAGAAUCACACGUGAAACAGUGAAGAUAGAGGAAUAUGAGCUACAGCUGGUUGUCUACCGCCAUGGGCGCCACAUUGGAACAGCAUAUCCAGUGCUCCUCAGCACCAGUAACGAAGAUGAGUAG
Molecule: messenger RNA, 862 nt
Organism: Apaloderma vittatum (bar-tailed trogon)
Lineage: Eukaryota; Metazoa; Chordata; Aves; Trogoniformes; Trogonidae
Product: poly(U)-specific endoribonuclease-like
Exons: 6
Molecular function (GO): RNA endonuclease activity
Source: RefSeq, a predicted model, not a curated record